Molecule: messenger RNA, 1364 nt
Organism: Trichoderma atroviride IMI 206040
Lineage: Eukaryota; Fungi; Ascomycota; Sordariomycetes; Hypocreales; Hypocreaceae
Cellular component (GO): cytoplasm
Molecular function (GO): oxidoreductase activity, acting on the CH-OH group of donors, NAD or NADP as acceptor
Source: RefSeq, a predicted model, not a curated record
CGCUCACGGCUUGACAGGAUCGAUACGCUCUCCUUAUUAGCGGAUUCAUAGCUUGCGGCUGUUCGACAUCAUGACAUUGACCAAGUCGUUUUCGGUCUCUGGAAAAACUGCCAUCGUAACUGGCGCCGGCUCAGGCAUAAACCUCGCAUUUGCCCAACUUCUUCUCUCCCACAAAUGCAAUGUCGUAUUUGCAGAUUUGGAGCUGCGGCCAGAAGCAAAAGAUGUCGUCUCGAAACACCAGAGCGAGGACAAAGCUCAAGCCUCGUUUAUCAAAACGGACGUAACCUCGUGGACUGAUCUUUCCAACAUGUUUAGUUUUGCGCUUGAGAAGCAUGGAGACAUCGACAUUGUUUGCCCGGGCGCAGGUGUGUACGAGCCUCACUGGUCGAAUUUCUGGCAUCCGCCUGGCUCUAGCGAAAGUCGAGAUGCGGUCGACAAAGGUCACUAUGGGCUGCUGGACAUCAACCUGACGCAUCCUAUUCGCGUAACGCAAAUGGCGAUAUCGCACUGGCUGUAUCCUCGACCGCCAACUGAAGGCUCCAAGUUCACCACAGCGCCGCCCAAGGCGUCUCCCAGCAACCCCAAGAGGGUCAUCCACAUUUCGUCAGUUGCCGCCCAGAUACCCGUCUGGAGAGCUCCGCUGUACGCCGCAUCCAAGUUUGGUCUUUCGGGCUUUGUUCGCAGCGUCGCGCGGCUAGAGCCUCUGUUUGGCGUGCGAGUCAACGCCGUCGCGCCUGGAAUCGUUCAGACUCCUCUCUGGACGGAGCAUCCAGAAAAGCUGAUCAACAUUAAUCUGUCCCAAGACGCAUGGGUGACUCCGCAGGAAGUGGCGCAGGCAAUGCUCAGAUGCAUCGAGGACAAUGAGAAUGUCGGAGGAACAGUUUUGGAGGUUGGCGCUGGCAACACUAGAAAAGUCGAUGCAUUCAACGACCCAGGCCCAGACCGAGAUCCCAGAAAGGGGCUGAUUACCAGCAACAAUGAAUUUGGCGAUGGAGAAGUGCUUGAUUGGCUCCAGGACGAAGGCGUUUGGGGACCUCAUCUAUAGGUCAUUUGGGCCAUCGUGUUCGCACGAGACGUGCUGAUUACACACGUCGAGUUGUGUAGGCUUCAUAUUUCUUCAAUGACGCUGGUUCAGCCUUGUGGAGGCGUGAGCAACCAAGGCACAUGGUCAAAUAGUCUUGACGGAGACACAUGCUAAAGUAUACAAGCAUCAUAAAGCAUUACAGGAGUUCCUCUGCCAGCAGCGCAAAGUGAGAACUUGCUUCGUUUUAGCAUCGCCGUCCCCACCCAACAAGAAUGUGUGCAUGAUUCCAAACCCCAUGAACUGCAAGCGCUUACAGCUGAACCACGCCCCACGGGCCUGC